CCUUGCUAGCUCUCUCUCACACACAAAAAAUGGCUGGUCCAUCAUCUCAUCCAAAAACUACCUCCCACUCCCUCUAUAUUUUCUCCCUCAACUCACCUUCUUAUUCUUCUUCUUCUUCAUCAUCUUCCACUUCUUCAACCCUAAGUUCCAUGAAGCUCAAAGGUACCCUAGUCCACGCUCGCAUCGCUCGAGCUCUCUCCAGAGCAAAAUCCAUCAUCAUCCAUAUCCUCAAGGACCUCCAACUCAUCCAAUUCGUCGUAUCGAUGAAGAAGAGCAAGAAGAGGAACAAGCUCUAUUUUGGUUCGUUUAGGCUGCAUUACAAUUGGUGCUCCUCUCAUGUACUUCCCGUGCCAUCUCCCAUCACUGACUACUAUGAUUCUACGUGGAAUUCUGUCGUUCAUGCCGAGUACGAUGACAUUGCAGAGUCGUCGCAGCUCUCGGGGUACCUCCAGUGGCUGGAAGAGAAAAAGACUCGUGGGAAUUCUGGUGCUUCUGAUCAUACAGACGACAUUGAUAGGCUGGCGGACAUGUUCAUUGCGAAUAGCCAUGAGAAGUUCAGGUUGGAGAAACAAGAGUCCAAUAGGAGAUUUCAAGAGAUGAUGGCUAGAAGUGUGUGAGGGUCUUUUCAACUUCGACCUUUUUCUAUUAAAAGUUACAUUGGUUGGGUUUGGAAUGGUAUUUGGUAGGCAUUGGGUGGGAGGUUGGAUUGGAUUUCUUUUCCCCUCUCUCUCUCUCUCUCUCUCUCUCUCUCUCUGAAUUGUACAUGAUGGGGUGAUGGUAUUUGUGCAAUUCUUCUACUGUGGAAGGGUAAUUGUAAGGUUAUUAUAUUUUGUGGGAUUCAAUUCCGGAACCCAGGCUUUAAGUUAAAAAGCUUUGACUUA
Messenger RNA from Rhododendron vialii, 881 nucleotides. RefSeq lists its product as uncharacterized. The coding region runs from base 30 to 617 and encodes 195 amino acids. Lineage: Eukaryota; Viridiplantae; Streptophyta; Magnoliopsida; Ericales; Ericaceae. The record is from RefSeq and is a predicted model, not a curated record. The transcript has a single exon.